Messenger RNA from Topomyia yanbarensis, 1926 nucleotides. RefSeq lists its product as uncharacterized. NCBI's taxonomy places the organism in Eukaryota, Metazoa, Arthropoda, Insecta, Diptera, Culicidae. The transcript has 5 exons. The coding region runs from base 1 to 1926 and encodes 641 amino acids. The record is from RefSeq and is a predicted model, not a curated record. Gene Ontology annotation, molecular function: nucleic acid binding; zinc ion binding.
AUGAAGAAAAAAUGGGUUUCCGUACAGGAGAAGCUGAAGCUAGAUGUUGUACAGAAACUAAUGAGGGGAGUUAAGCGUAAUGUGCGAGCAACUCCAGACGACGAAAAGGCGUUGGAAUUCAUAACCAGUGUUGGUCAAGAGACGGCCAACCGAAUAAUUGGCAGUUUCAAACCGAAUAGGAUCGUUGAUAAAACAUACGCGCAAAUAGUGGAUAAGUUUAAAGUCUUACACGAAGAGAACAAAAAUGUGUUCGCUGAACGGCAUCGGUUGAUAACGCGGAAACAAGAAGAGGGCGAAUCGCUGGACGAUUUCGCUAUAGAUUUACAGAACAUUGUUGAACAUUGUAGUGUGAGCGUAGAUACGGAAGCUACAUUAGUGCAAUCAGUAUUCGUGGCAGGGAUUCGGAAUGAAAAAACAAGAGAGACUAUGUUACGGGAUGCAAACCAUACGCUAAACCUAGCUCAACUACUAGAAAAAGCUAAAACAGUUGAGAUAGCCGCCUUCGAGGCUCGAAAAAUGUCUAAGCAAAGUUCCAGCAUGGUUAAUUAUGUGGGUCAAAACAAUUCAGUGCGUAACAGAAGUUUCAUCAAACCAGGAAGGUUCCACGAAAGUGCAUGUUCCGGGCAAGGACCGAAGGAUAUUUCGAGUCAUCGAGGAAAUUUUAAAGUUAGCAGCGACACGGUGUGCUACAAUUGUUAUAAUAAAGGUCAUUUGUCUUAUAACUGCACGCUGCCCAAAGUUAAGAAGCCACGUCAUGGAUCUCCAAUACCUAGAAAUAAUUCAGUGAGGAAGAGAGCUUUCGAAGAACGGAUCAACCAAUUAUCAGCAGCCAUGGAAGAUCUCAAAAUGAGUUUAGGCGACGAGAAUGCUACAGGUGAUGAUCAGUCAGGGGAAGAACUGGACACCGAGGAUGCCCAAUCGAAUUGGAUUAACAAUAUAUUGCUCGGUCGAGACUGGCUAAGCGCAAUCUGGCCUCAGUGGAGAGAAACGUUUAAUCUUAAUUCUCUCUGCGAAAGUAAAAGACAACAGUGGGUGAAGAAAACUGUUGAAAAUUUGAAAACUCAGUACGCGCCGGCGUUCGAUGAGGAUCUAACAGAACCGAUUAAAGGGGUCGAAGUAGACAUCAGAAUGGAUAGCAAUGCAAAUCCGGUGGUACACAAACCAUACACAGUCGCAUUUAAACACAGAGAUAUCGUUGGGGCACAUUUAGAUGAUUUAGAAGCUAAAGGUAUUCUUGAGAAGGUAGAAUAUACCGAGUGGGCAUCACCCAUAGUAGUGGUAGUGAAACCAAAUAAAAAAGAUAUUCGAAUAUUUAUCGAAGAGCUCAUUACAAAUAAAAGUGGUGCAAAAAAAUUCGCUCUAAUUGAUUUGAGAGGAGCCUAUCAGCAACUCGUGCUCUCGGAAGCUUCCAAAAAGCUCUUAGUAAUAAACACACAUCAGGGAUUGUAUGCCUACCGCAGAUUACCGUUCGGGGUUAAACCGGCAGCCACAAUUUUCCAAUCCGUUAUGGACUCUAUUUUACGAGAUAUUGCAAAAGUUCAAACGUACAUCGAUGAUAUCUUAAUUUGGGCUGAUUCCGAUGAUGAGCUGUUAGAUAAGAUCAAAAUAGUGUUAGGAAGGCUUAUGCACCAUAACGUUAAAAUCAAUGCCGAGAAAUGUGAAUGGUUUGUCUCCCAAGUGAAAUAUUUGGGUCACAUUCUUUCGGAGGCGGGUGUGUCGCCAAAUCCGGAGAAGGUGAAUGCGAUAACGGCCGUGUCAGUGCCAAAGUCAAAAACACAACUGAAAUCAUUUCUCGGUAUGAUAACAUUUUAUGAAAGAAACAGUUUCGAAAUGCAAUUUAUCUUCCCAUAUCAGCCGCAAACUUCCCCGAUUCCUCGUUUCCCCUCGCUUACCGACCUGUCUGCCUGUCGCGUCGCCGAUAAAUGA